UUGAUGUAUUUUAAAAGUGACAAUAUUUAGAAAUAAUCUAUUUUUUUAUUUAUUAUAAUACGUAGAGAAUUUCUCAAAUAUGGAAAGAAUACCUGACGAAGUAUUGGAAUUUAUUUUGGGUUUCCUACCACCCUAUGAUGAUCUUCAAAAAUGUCUAUUGGUCUCGAAAAGAUGGGCACAAUGCGCUAGAAAUGUCAUAAAUAAAACUUCAAUAGACCUCUAUCGUGCUAUUGUUGAUUUUGAUAUAAUUUGGGACUCAAUAAGUCCUAUAGAUUUAGCAAAUACCAUUGCAAAAAGAUAUUCACAUUCUACAGUCGUUGAUAAAAAUUCAAUGUAUGUGUUUGGAGGCUGCACUUGCACAUCAACUACAUUUAAUGAUUUAUGGAAGUUUAAUUUGUCUACAAGGCAAUUUGAAAGAUUGCUGACGACUGGCACCUAUCCGUCUCCUAAAGCAUGUGCUUCUAUGGUAUGUCAUAAUAACACAUUAAUUUUAUUUGGAGGCUGGGCACAUCCUUCUCCAUAUCCACUUCACCAGUCAUGGAAAUUAUUUGACGAGUUACAUAUUUAUAAUAUAAACCAAAAUCGAUGGCUUAAACAGAUCGGUCUAGAUGACAUGCCACCCCCAAUGGCAGGUCACUCUGCUACUGUCCAUAAUAAUAUAAUGAUUGUAUUUGGAGGAUUACAGAAACAUCAUGGUGCUUUUGACUCGCAAUUCAGUAGUUCAAAUGAUAUUUGGUGUUUGGACCUAAUUACAUUCUUGUGGUAUAAACAGUCAACAUCUGCAGAGAAACCUAUGCCAAGAUAUGGUCAAUCACAAAUUUACUUAGAUAGUGAACAUCUUUUAAUAAUAGGAGGUUGUGGUGGAACUAAUCUGAUUUACUCAGAUUGCUGGUUAUUAGCAAUGAAUUCAAAUAUUUGGAAAUGGCGAAAAGUGCAAAUUUUCAAUACUUCUAACGGCCCAGCAAAUAUUUGGUGUAACCAAGCAUGCAAAGUUGGAGAUAAGUUAGUAAUAUUAAGUCAAGGAAAAAUUAUUGGUACCCCACUAAGUUUGUCAUGCAAAUGGAAUUUACCCAACCAGAUAAAAGGACCACCUCCUAACAGAUUAGAAGAUGAUUUCUAUGAAGAUGAUAACGAUAUUCCUAUAAGAUUCAUAGUGAUCCCUGAUAAAAAAUCUAAUUCUCUGGAUAUAGAUGAGAACAUUAAUGGAAAGUAUGGACAAUUGCAAAGUAAAAAUAAAUCAAAUACAGAAAAAAAAUCAGAACCUAGUACUAGUAAAAGUCAAAUAAUAUUUGUAGAGUCAGACGAAGAUAGACCUAGUACUAGCAAAGACAAUUUACAACCUGGAUUACAUAAUAAAAAUAAUUUAAGAAGAGGAGGAAUGUUAGCAUCUAAAAACAAGCACUCACAGAACAAUAAUCACUCUGAAAGAUUGAGGAGAUUAGAUGUUGUAUCUCAGAGAUUAAAAAGAUAUGAAGAAGUUUUAAAACGAGGAUAUUUAGUUCAACAGUUAGACAUAGAAAAAUUAAGAAAAAAAGUAGAAGCUGAAAAGAUUCCGACAAAGAAACAUAAAAGAAAUCAGCUAUCUAUUUUUGUGUUAGAUAUAUCAAAUGUUAAUUCAGAAGAGUGUUCUGCAACUUGGAUGCAGAAUGAUAAAAACAUAAUAUCAAAGGAAGCACCGGAAGAAACUAUAUUGUACAGCUUAGUUGCUGGUAAAGGAGAAUUAAUAAUGUUUGGUGGAAUACAAAGGGAUGCUACCAGUUGCAUGUUAAAUAUUGCUAGCACAACAGAGCAAGUAUCAAAUACUUUACAUUUUAUAAGAGCUCCAAAAUGUGUGAUUUGAUGACUAAUUUUUUUUUUUUGACU
Messenger RNA from Ctenocephalides felis (cat flea), 1863 nucleotides. RefSeq names its product F-box only protein 42-like. The coding region runs from base 80 to 1840 and encodes 586 amino acids. The transcript has 6 exons. Gene Ontology annotation, molecular function: protein binding. NCBI's taxonomy places the organism in Eukaryota, Metazoa, Arthropoda, Insecta, Siphonaptera, Pulicidae. The record is from RefSeq and is a predicted model, not a curated record.